AUGGCGAGCAGCGAUGCGACAACGCUGCAAUGGCUCAAGACCCUCACCGAGCCGGGGCAAAUUCUGGCAAUGUCCAUGUCUUACUACAUCGACGCCAACAUAAAAGCUAUUCUGCGCGGACAGAUUCUAGCACCUAUCCUGAACGCCCAGCAGCUUCGCGACGAGUCCUUUGGGAAAUUCUGGGUUGCAUUUAGCUCAAACCGAGAAGAAGCACAAGAGGCGCAAGAAACAGCAGAAACGCCUGCAGCCUCAACCGAAGAAUCACCACUAAUAGCAACUGGUUCUAAAGAAGUCCAAGGCUCCGCAGACUUAAUCCCACCAAUUCUUGCACAGGCAACCGGACUCGUCCUAGACGUCGGCCCAGGAACAGGGACCCAAAUGCCUCUUCUCAAAGCACCGGGCAUAAAGGCGAUUUACGGCGCGGAGCCAUGCGCAGGUCUCCACGCGGAGCUACGCAAGCGAGCUUUCGAUGAGGGGCUAGGUGUUAAGUAUACCAUCCUACCGUGUAGUGUUGUGAAGAAGGAUUUGGAUAGGGAGUUGGAGAAGGUUGGGCUUUUGGAGGAUUCCGCUGCGGGGACGGGGCGAGGGGUUUUCGAUACGAUAAUUACAGUCCGGGUUCUGUGCUCUGUGCCGGAGUUUGAGAAGACCGUUGAGGAGUUGUAUACGCUGCUCAAGCCUGGUGGGAAGAUGUUGGUUGUUGAGCAUGUUGUGAAUCCGUGGACGACGCCGAAGGGGUCGAUUUUGGCGAGGGUGAUGCAGGGUGUUUAUCAUUUCCUGGGGUGGAGAUGGGUUAUGGGGGAUUGUUGUUUGAAUCGGGAUACGGAGGGGGUUGUGAAGAGGGUU
Messenger RNA from Aspergillus puulaauensis, 843 nucleotides. RefSeq names its product class I SAM-dependent methyltransferase. The transcript is spliced from 3 exons. Lineage: Eukaryota; Fungi; Ascomycota; Eurotiomycetes; Eurotiales; Aspergillaceae. The record is from RefSeq and is a predicted model, not a curated record. The annotation marks the transcript as partial.